GUGGUCCGAGCCCUCCUGGCCAACACUCCUAAGCCGGACCUGUAUCUAGGAGGACGAGAGGAACUGUUUUCAACAGCAAUCUACCACGGCUACACCGAAAUCGUCGCCCUGCUGUUGAAGGCCGGCGUGGAUAUCAACCGCGAGUGCGGGCAAUCCUGUACCCCACUCGAAUGGGCCGUAAAGCAUAACUGUGAAGCCGCCGUACCAUUGAUCCUGGAGUACCAACCGAAUGUAGACCGGAACUGCAGUUCGAGGAUUGGUGUCCUGCACUUUAUCAACCAGAAAACGGAAGUGGCCACUGUCAAGCAUCUAAUCCGUUACGGCGCCAAUCCAGAAGACGCCAACAAGAAAGGGGAGUGCGCGAUCUGGGUCGCCGUACGGGCCAACAAUGAGCCCGUCACCGAAUAUUUGGCGUCAGUUGUGAAGGGACAACUGGAUAAAGUCGUGGAAGAAGGCACAGUUCUCCAUAUUGCAUGUCGGUACGGGAGCCCGAAUAUGGUGCGCAUCCUGGCAAAGGCUGGGGCGGAUGUCAAUUUUGCGGCCCCGGGGGGUGGCGAGACCCCGUUGCAGGCGGCCUGCGGCCGUAAAGUCGAUGGCUCCAGAUUGGAGGAGACCCUGGAGGUUAUUCGGUAUUUGAUUCAUAAUGGGGCUCGUGUCAACGAUUGGGGCGGGAACUUGCAAUCGCCCUUGCACAAGGCGUGUUUGAGUAGCGCGCCGGAGGUCAUAAAGCUUCUCUUGGCGGAAGGAGCUGAUGCCGACUGCAAGGACUCGGUUGGGAGGACUCCUGCUCAUCUCGUAUGUUAUCGGGGGCUAGAGCACUACUACGCAUUAAGCCCCAGUGAGAAUGCCCUCGUGGCUCGAGACUCGAUGGGUCGCACGGCAUUGCACUACGCCGUGAUUAGUGGGGUCGUGGAGCUGGUGGAGGAGGUCCUGGAGGGCCACAAACAGCAUCCUGAUUACCAGGACACA
Aspergillus costaricaensis CBS 115574 is the source of this 969-nucleotide messenger RNA. Its product is annotated as ankyrin repeat domain-containing protein. The transcript has a single exon. NCBI's taxonomy places the organism in Eukaryota, Fungi, Ascomycota, Eurotiomycetes, Eurotiales, Aspergillaceae. The record is from RefSeq and is a predicted model, not a curated record. The annotation marks the transcript as partial. Gene Ontology annotation, molecular function: protein binding.